This is a messenger RNA of Tuber melanosporum (Perigord truffle), 2089 nucleotides long. RefSeq lists its product as uncharacterized. Gene Ontology annotation, molecular function: DNA-binding transcription activator activity, RNA polymerase II-specific; transcription cis-regulatory region binding. NCBI's taxonomy places the organism in Eukaryota, Fungi, Ascomycota, Pezizomycetes, Pezizales, Tuberaceae. The coding region runs from base 1 to 1443 and encodes 480 amino acids. Gene Ontology annotation, cellular component: RNA polymerase II transcription regulator complex. The record is from RefSeq and is a predicted model, not a curated record. The transcript is spliced from 6 exons.
AUGUUAUCAUUGAAUCCCUUCCCGCCGUCUUACUCACAACUUACCACAUCCUUUUUUCCUUUUCCCUCUCACCAGAGAACGAACGAACGGGCGAGCGAGCGAACGAACCGAAGUGUGAUAAAACAUUAUUAUUAUUUUUUAUUUUUUCUCCAUUUCUUUCUCCAAGCGAAGGCUAUUUUCUUUCAACUCGAGAAAGUUAGAACGUCAAAAAACAAAACAAAAAAAAAACGCAUUAGUCAAAUAAUAAUCCUGCAUCCCCGAUCCAUAAACUACCCCCCCCACCCCGACAGGACAGGAGAGCACAGGAACAGGCACUUCUCUUACCCAGAGCUUUCGAGAACAACGAAAGGCAAAGUAAGCCAUUUUUAUAAAAUGCAGCAGUCAACGCUCGCUCCGGCUCCUCAUCCUCUGCAGUCGCCUAGCGCACAGGAAGCAGCGAAUACCGCAGAGCAGACUCUUCGUGCACAUCUGCUCCCGCACAUCCACUCUCCCCAACAACAACAGCAGCAGCAGCAGCAGCAGGUCCAGCAGCAGGUCCAACAGCAACAGCAAAACGUCACAAGCCCUGAUAACAAACCGACCGACUCGGCAAGUCCUGACCUCAACAUCGAUCCAGCUAUCAGUGGCGUCGGCGCUUCCGGGGGCGUGAGUAGUGUUCCGCAGAGUCCAGGCUUAACGACGAUGGCGAUUCAGGGCAUGUCUCCGGGCUCACAGGCGGCGAUGGAACAGCAUAGCGGUGCAGAGGAGACGCAGGCGGAGGGAUCUUCUGCCGGCAGGGGCCGCGGUGGGAAACGCGAAUUGUCAACGAGUAAGCGGGCCGCGCAAAACCGUGCUGCGCAGAGAGCUUUCCGCCAACGCAAGGAAGGCUACAUCAAAAAGCUGGAAGAACAGGUUAGAGACUUCAACCAGAUGCAAGAAUCCUACAAACAGAUACAGGCCGAGAACUAUCAACUCCGCGACUACAUCAUCAACCUGCAAUCCCGCUUAAUAGAGCACCAAGGCGAAGAAGCUGUCCCACCGCCACCCCUACCACUACUAGGCUCUUCCUCCUCUACCACCAGCGCCAUCCCCCUACCGACCACCACCACCACUCCCGCCCUCCCCCCACAGCAGCAACAGCAGCCCCCACACCCACCGCUCACAGACCCCUCCGCGCCAACAGCAAACAUGGGUACCGUCGUCGAACUCUCCAGCAAUUCAGCAGCUAAUCCCCCAGCGAGUAAUCCUGUGGGUGCGAAGCGCGCGCACGAGGACGACGCGGCGAAUGCAUUUCUGCAGGGUGUCGCGGCAGCCGGAAACGGGUUUUUGCAAGCGCAGCAAGUGGCUGCUGCGGCUGUAAUCACUGGAACCGGAACUGGGGCUGGAAGUGGUGGUGGUGGUGGUGGUGGUGGUGGGGGCAAGAGGCUGAAGAAUGGGGAUGAGAGUGGUGUUAAUGGCGCCUAGCCUUGGAGACUCUGUGAAGAUUUUGGAGAGGAGUUGAGUUGGCAGUGGUGGACGGACUUUUUUUUUUUCCUCUUUCUUCUCGUUUCCUUUUGUUUUGCUCGGUUUUUCUAUCUCUUCCCUUUUCUUUUCUGGUCUGUUGGUAUGUAAUUGCUGAUACUGAAGGUGGGACGACUGGUUGGCUGAUUAGGAUGGGAUGGGAUGGGACAGGACAGGAUGAGGUAGGAUGGGAUGGACGGAAUAGUCACGGAAUGGAAUGAAAUGGAUUGGAGUAGAAUGGAUGCAUAUGAAGUGAUGUCAGUGCAACAAGGAACAGACAACGACGGCGGGCGAUAAUUGGUACAUACAAAGUUCCUUUUUUUUCUUCUUCUCCCUUUCCCUUCGUUUGCUUCUUCAUACCUCUAUGGUAUGGAUGAAUGUGAACGACGAUGGGAGAAUGAAGGAAGAGGUAUCUCAUUUGUUGGCGCAGUUUUUAUUAUUAUUAUUAUUACGAAAUGUAUUGAUUUUAUUAUUGUGGACUUGAAUCCUCCCCUUUAUAUUCCUUCCAGCACGGAUUCAGUUUUGGGCAUUGGGUUGAAUGUGAUGUGAGAGCGAGUGAUAAUUUGUGCGUUUGUAGAGUACAAUUUUAGGGUGGGGUUAUGGACUGUAA